Molecule: messenger RNA, 4612 nt
Organism: Polyodon spathula (Mississippi paddlefish)
Lineage: Eukaryota; Metazoa; Chordata; Actinopteri; Acipenseriformes; Polyodontidae
Product: mitogen-activated protein kinase 10-like
Exons: 15
Coding region: 416-1723 (435 amino acids)
Biological process (GO): protein phosphorylation; JNK cascade
Cellular component (GO): nucleus; cytoplasm
Molecular function (GO): ATP binding; JUN kinase activity
Source: RefSeq, a predicted model, not a curated record
CUCUGGUAGGUUCCAUAAUGGUACAGCCAAUAUCUUGCUGCACAAUGGUUGCAGGACUGUGAAGGGGAGUGAUUCAGCAAGUAAAAUAUCUUGAUUUGUUGUUUUAAUUUAUCCGUAUUGUGAUAUUAAUUUUUUUGCCACUCUCACGUCAGAAUGUUUUGAAAAGGACAGUCACUGGACCAGGAUUGUCGUCAGCUGGCACGGAAUGAAAACGUUUUGGAACAAAAUCACCCACUCCUGGCAAACCUUUUUAAACGUUAGGCUUCUAGGUAUUUAUGAGCCAUCAUUUCUUGUAUUACUUCAGUGAACCUAUCCUGGAUGUGAAGAUUGCCUUUUGUCAGGUGUGUGUUCCAUACAGGUAAACAAGGGAUUUGGUAAACAAGUGGAUGUUUCAUACAUCGCCAAACAUUACAACAUGAGCAAAAGCAAAGUGGACAACCAGUUCUACAGCGUGGAAGUGGGAGACUCUACCUUCACAGUUCUCAAACGGUACCAGAACCUCAAGCCCAUUGGUUCCGGGGCUCAGGGGAUAGUUUGUGCUGGAUAUGAUGCUGUCCUUGAUAGAAAUGUGGCCAUUAAAAAGCUCAGUAGACCAUUUCAGAACCAAACCCACGCCAAACGGGCAUACAGGGAACUUGUGCUCAUGAAAUGUGUCAACCAUAAAAAUAUAAUCAGCUUAUUAAAUGUUUUUACAUCACAGAAAUCUUUAGAAGAGUUCCAGGAUGUUUACCUGGUAAUGGAGCUGAUGGAUGCCAACCUUUGUCAAGUGAUUCAGAUGGAGCUUGACCAUGAGAGGAUGUCCUACUUACUCUACCAGAUGCUGUGUGGCAUCAAACACCUUCACUCAGCAGGCAUUAUCCACAGGGACCUGAAACCAAGCAAUAUUGUGGUGAAGUCAGAUUGUACGCUUAAAAUCCUUGACUUUGGACUGGCAAGAACUGCAGGCACAAGCUUCAUGAUGACUCCAUAUGUGGUGACUCGCUAUUACAGGGCACCUGAAGUCAUUCUGGGAAUGGGAUACAAAGAAAAUGUUGAUAUAUGGUCUGUUGGGUGCAUUAUGGGAGAAAUGGUUCGGCACAAAAUCCUCUUUCCAGGAAGGGACUACAUUGACCAGUGGAACAAGGUCAUUGAACAGCUGGGCACUCCGCUUCCAGAGUUCAUGAAGAAACUGCAGCCGACAGUGCGCAACUAUGUAGAGAAUAGACCCAAGUACGCUGGACUCACGUUCCCUAAGCUAUUCCCAGACUGCCUCUUCCCGGCAGACUCCGAACACAAUAAACUCAAAGCCAGCCAGGCCAGAGACCUUUUGUCAAAGAUGCUUAUUAUUGAUCCUGCUAAACGGAUAUCAGUUGAUGAAGCCUUACAGCACCCUUACAUUAAUGUCUGGUAUGAUCCAGCUGAGGUGGAGGCGGACGGAGAUCUCGUCAAAAUAUCCGUGCCUCCUCCGGAGAUCUAUGAUAAGCAACUUGAUGAAAGAGAACAUACCAUUGGUGAAUGGAAAGAACUAAUCUACAAAGAAGUAAUGAACUUCGAGGAGAAAACUAAAAAUGGUGUUGUGAAGGGACAGCCAUCUCCUUCAGGUGCAGCCAUGAACAGCAGUGAAAGCCUCCCUCCAUCCUCUUCCGUCAACGACAUCUCCUCCAUGUCCACUGACCAGACCCUGGCAUCUGACACUGACAGCAGCCUGGAAACUUCUGCAGGACCCCUCGGUUGUUGCAGGUGACUAGCCGCCUGCCUGCGUAACCCAGUGUUCUUCAGAAGGUGAAACGCUACAAUAAGAAAAAAUAAAUCUGCCUUCGUCUUCAUUAUGAAAUUACGACUGAAAAAUACUUCAAGCUGAAAUGUAUAUUUAUUAACUCCUAAUUGCUUUGCUUAUAUCCUUCAUAUGACAUAAAAAAGCUUAGACAGGAAACUUUCUGUAAAGUGUAAAUUAUUGGCUGAUUCCUGAUACCCUGCAAGCUGCUCUACUAAUACUGAUAUGACAAGGUGAGCAGUAUCUUUUUAGUGAUUCUGAAAACAUCUCUACCGAUGCUACCUGACCAUGUAUCUUAUUUAAAUUAUAUGUAUGACUGCAACCAAUAAUGAACUGACCCUACAAGGAUCAACAGAUUCAUGUAAGUGAUUAAGGUGGCGAAGCCUUAUCCAGAUAAGGUGAAGCCUUAUCCUAUGUAUAUAUGUAAUUCUGUACAGCUGAUAGGUAGAGAAUCUGUGGGACUAUUGGCCAGUAAAGUAAAUAACGCACACCUUGCCAUAUCAUGGCUUCAACCUUAGUUGCUCUUGCCUGUAGUUCUGCAUGAUCAAAAUGCUAAUUGUAUGAUAAAUGAACAAUACAGAUUAUGUUCAUAACCCUAAUGAGAAUGACCUGGUUGAGAACACCAGUGUUGCACCUGAGCUGCAGAGGCCAAAGCUGAAUUACUGUCAUAUAAAGAGCUUAACCUUAUUUUCCUAGUACCAUUACUGUCACACCAUUUUGCAUGUCAUGAGGUACCUUCUUAUAAUUGGAGAGCGAGAAACGAGCGACUGUAGCCUUAUGUUAGAAGUGGUGAGAAUACAGAGCCUUAUAAUGAAAGCAGAGUUAAUAUAUUUAUCUCAUUACAGUUUGUGUCUGGCUGUGCAAUGCUGCUGAUGCUGGAAAAUGCAGACUGCUGUCCUUUUCAUGUGUACUGAGUUUUUUCUCUGAUAGCUCAUUAUCCUGGAACGGGAAACGAAAGAUACAUCUGACUGCCUAAAAACAUCAAACUGGAAUGCAUGAACUCUUUUUACAGUCUUCCCAAAUUUGGCAAGUGCCUUUAAAUACAGAAUUAUUUCCAACCCAAUGGAAAAGGAAAAAGUUUAAACAAACCAAACUCCCUCACAUUGAAAACAAAAAAGUGCAAUUGCUUCAAAGAGCUUUUCUUAAUCUCCUGUUUUUCUCCUAACUGUCCUUGGUAAGCACUGCAUCCCUGCUCACGGAGGCAGUCACUGCUGGGAGAGACCGAGGCUCAGAGCAGCCGCAUGGUUUUACUUUGCCAGUGCCUGCCAGUUCUCAGUCACAGGAGAGGACUUGGUUCAGUGAUGCAGAGGCUCCAGGUUAUUCCCUGUCCUUGUAGGAACUGCUACGUGCAGGUGUAGUUAAGUGGCCACUCUCCUCCCUGCACUGCCAAACAAACCCAGCCCACAUUGCUAGGGUGUGAUCGCUUGACUUUCGAUUAUGUAACUUUCAGAAGUCCCUCCCAGAUUCUUAGGCUAUUCAUUGCAUAAUCUGCAACAUUAUUCAAGAACAAUAGAAGUAGAUGCUUGGCAGUUACGUUAACAUAUUAAAGCUAAAUGUUAAUUGUUUUAAAUAUUACAAUGAAAUAUACACUAGUCAAAAAAAGUGUUUGGGGUGGUAAUGAAACAAGCGUUGGGACCGAUUUUGACAAGCUUGGAAACCACUACAACUUGUAUGUAAUGUAGCUAAAAUAUUCUUUACUAGUGUAUAUGGCAGACAGGUUGACAAUGCUGUGGAACUCUUACAGAUCAAAAAACUAAGUUAGUGGUUGUGAAAUUCAGAAUCAGUCAAGUCAUACAGGGGUUAAUGCUUGGUUUAUUGAUAAUUUUGUAUUGAUAAUUUUAUUUAUUUAUUAUUUUUUUAAAGAUACAUAGAUGUUUUUUUUUUGCCAGAUUGGAAGGCACACCACUGUUUUGCAUGAUUGUCGUUCAAAUGAACAAGACUAUUUAAUGUCUGACAUUAAAGUCUUAAUAAGGUCUUAUUUACCUUUCCGAUGAUGGCAUGAAUUAUUUGAAAGUCACAUCCAUCCAGAGGUGUAACGCUUAAUAUCUAGUAUAUAUUGGUAUAUCAAUAUCUAUUAUGUAUCUAUUGGUACAUGGAAUUAGCCAUUCACAUAUUAGUAUUUCAUCAAAAUGCAGCAGACCUCUCCACUUAAGUGUAUGUGUAUUGCAAGCAUAGUGAAUUUCAUUUUCCAGAUCAGCAGUAGUGUGUGCACUGCAACAGCAUAUUUUGUAAAUUAAUCACAGUCAAUUCUAAUUGUUUUAGCUGAAAGUUCACAUAUUGGUUGGAUGAAUCUGAAUUUCAAAAGAUACCCAAAAUAAUCUAGUAAAGAUGAUGCAGCUAUGUUGUCCAUUGUAAGUCAGUUCAAAAGUCUUGGUCCACAGAACCACUGUUCCCGUAGGCACCUGCUUUUAGCUAGUGUGUCUAGUUAUGCUCCAUAGAGGCAUUUCUUGCCCAUGAUCACAGCAAUUUCCAAUUUAAACUGAACAUUAAAGUCUGUUAUUAGUAAAACAUCACACAAUAUUCUCAUGUUAUUCUUUGGAGUAAGACACCACUGUGUGCAGCUCAGCUGGUAAUAAGGAUAAAGACAUUGGUAACCCAGCUGUACAUGUUCUAUACAUUAUAUGUAAUGUCUGUUUACCAUUUCACUGAGAAAUGCUCACUGCAUUUUAACACUCAGGUGUGAGAGUUGAGUGUUUCUCUAUCAACUAAAAGGGUAUUUUUUGUGGUUUAACACUGCAUUCCAGGGAUCACCAUACUUUGAAACCGAGCAAUCAAUGUUGCAUGCACAGUAUUCCCAAGUUAUGAUUGUAGAUAGUACUUGCCUAGUUACUGAAUAUACUGGCCCUAUAUAUAUAUAUA